Messenger RNA from Exaiptasia diaphana, 4209 nucleotides. RefSeq names its product tetratricopeptide repeat protein 28. Gene Ontology annotation, molecular function: protein binding. The record is from RefSeq and is a predicted model, not a curated record. Lineage: Eukaryota; Metazoa; Cnidaria; Anthozoa; Actiniaria; Aiptasiidae. The transcript has 3 exons. The coding region runs from base 378 to 3599 and encodes 1073 amino acids.
CAUUAAUUUACCUAAUUAAGUCCAUAUGCAAAUUUUUUUGAGAGCAAAAAAUCUUGAGCUUGGAGUUCCUGUGCGUGUGAUUGGUCAAGUUUGCGUGGAAUGUUUUGACUCGGUUUGAUCGAAAAUUCAGGAUCUUUCAGUGUAGGCUGUUUCUCAACCAUAUCAAACAAUUGCCUCAGAGAAAAAUUCAUUCGUUUGCCAAACUUUUGCUGACAAUUUGACUUGAAGUUCUACGAAAAGCACCGAUGAUUAUUGGAAUUAACUAAGCUCAAGGACUUGGGCCAUCUCGAACUGAAUUUAGAGUUGAAGAACUUAGAGUUUAAAUUCAAAGACGAAGUUUCCGAUAUAUUUUGAAAGCAAAGUUCAAUUCCAACAACAUGGAUGCAAACAAUGACAAUGUUCGCUAUUAUGAAACCUGCCUGAGUGCUGCUUUAGAAGGUGGCAAUAAAGUGGGAGAAGGAGAGGCUUAUGAAAACUUAGGCCAUGCAUUCGCCUCACAAGGGAAAUAUCACGAAGCACUUUCAUAUCAUGAAAAACAUUUAAAUAUUGCUUUGGAAAUUGGUAAUAAGUUGUGGGAAGCAAUGGCCUAUGGUAACCUGGGUAACGCUUGUCAUAUGUUCGGAAAGUAUACAGAGGGGAUAGAAUGGCAAGAAAAGCGCUUGCACAUAGCACUGGAGUUACGUGACAGAGAAUUAGAAGAAGGUGCUUACGGAAGCAUAGGCAACUGUUAUGAGAACUUGGGACAGCUUGAAAAAGCAAUUGAAUGCUACGAAAAGCAGCUGAAAAUUGCUUUAGAGAUAGAAAAUAGAAAUGGACAAGCAAUAGCCUACACGAACUUAGGAAAUGCUUCCUUUCUGUUAGCAAGUUACAACAAAGCAAUGCAUUAUCAGAAAAUGAGCCUAACUAUUGCUAUAGAGAUUGGUUACAAACAGUUGGAGGGAGCAAUAUAUGGAAAAUUAGGAAACGUUUACAACAAGCUAGCAGAAUACUCCAACGCAAUCGAAUAUCAUCAAAAGCAUUUAGAUAUCGCACUGUACAACAAGGAUAAGCAUGGACAAGAAAUUGCCUAUGGUAACCUUGGAAUUUCGUACAAGUCCCUCGGGAAUCAUCAUAAAGCGUUGGAAUAUUUCCAAAAACAGCUGUGCACCGCUGUGGACAUCCGUGACAGAGUUGGAGAAGGAAGGGCUUAUGGAAUGCUGGGAUUGGCUUAUGACUCUCUUGGGAAGUAUUCUGAGGCGAUUGAAAAUCAUGAGAAACACCUCAGUAGAGCUGUAGAGCUGGGUGACCGAUUGGGAGAAGGAAAUGCUUAUGGAAACUUAGGAAAUGUCUACCAGUCCUUGGGGCGCAUCGACGAGGCAAUGGUUUAUCAAGAAAAGCGGUUGGGGAUAACUGCAGAAAUCGCUGAUAAAGAGGGUGAGGGUGACACUUACGUAAACAUAGGAAAUCUAUGCAAUCUCAUAGGGCGGUAUUACGAUGCAAUAAAGUACUUUAAAAAGUCUUUGGAAAUACAAAUUGAGAUGGGUGACAAAUCUGGUGAAGCGAAGACCUACGGUAAUUUAGGAGAGAGCUAUAGGGCUUUGGGAGAAUGCGAAAAGGGCAUUCAUUAUCAUCAAAAGAGACUGGAUGUCGCUCUUGAAAUUGGGGACAAGGAUGGAGAGGGACAAACCUAUGGAAACAUAGGAAUUGCCUAUUACGAUCUGGGGAAGUUUAACGAAGCUAUUGAAUAUCAUAACAAGCGCCUUAACAUUGCAAAGGGAAAUGGUGACAGAAAUGGCGAAGGGUACGCUUAUGGAAAUUUGGGUACUGCGUAUUGUGCUUUGAAGAAAUACCAAGAAGGCAUACAAUUUCAAGAAAAAAGACUUGCCAUAGCGCUCGAGCUAGGUGACAAAAUUGGCGAGGCAGCAGCGUAUGGGAGUCUUGGGAAUGUCUAUCAGUUAUUGGGUGACUACCAAAAAGCUCUGGAAUAUCAUGAAAAGGAUUUGAAACUCUCUAACGAAGUAGGAACGAAGAGGGGGCAAGCAUCAGCACAUUUCAGUAUUGGWCAGCUGUACUACAGGUUUGGUGUUGUUUCUAGGCAAAAGCAAGAUCAARACGCUGCCACAGGCUAUAUGAAACAGUCUGAGCAUCAUCUAAAAGAAAGCCUGGAGUGCUAUGAGUGGAUGUUCGAUCACUUAGAAGAACAGGAUGAAUUCAAGUUAACCCUCCUCGAAAAAUUUCAUAAAGUGUACAAGCUCUUGACUAUAGUGUKCUUGGAAAACCAAGAUCCUGCAGAAGCGUUACUCGUAUCUGAGCGUGGUCGAGCCCGUGCCUUGGGAGAUCUUCUGCACACGAAAUACGGAGUAAAAGAACAGUUAAAACCAAGUACCCCACUUGCAUUGGCUGAUCUUGAAAGUGUCUUUUUGAAUACCAAAUUUACCGUUGUAUUUUAUGCACAAAUACAAAGCAAUCGCGCAAUUUGGAUUUUGUCUCACGAUCGGCUGUUAUUUUCUCUUCAAAGUGGCCUGUCUGGAAAAGACCGAGAGAUUGUCGACCUCGUCAAAACCUCUUAUUACAAGAUAGGUGCUAGAGGAGCUACCAUCUGUGAGGACAGAUCGACUGGUCAAGAUCAUGAUGACGAUGAUAUGAUGGAAGAACUGGCUGGUGGGUUCCCAUUAGGAAAGUGUGAGACGAAUGAAAACUUAAGGAACACCUAUGAAGAAGAUUCUGAACUGGAGGAAGAAGUUGAAAAUCCUUUGGAGCUGCUAUAUGAUUUAUUAGUAGCUCCAAUAGAGAAUGCUUUCGGUGAAGAUGAGAUCCUCAUAAUUCCAGACGGACCUAUGUUUUCAAUUCCGUUUGCAUCACUCAAAAAUCCAAAGACGGGAAGGUUUCUUUCAGAAACGAAGCAAAUUCGUUUGGCACCAUCCUUGUCGACGCUCAGAACUCUACAAGACAGCCCGGACGAAUUUCACUGCAGGUCAGGCGCUUUAAUUGUUGGAGAUCCGAAUGUUGGACGAGUAAUUUUUAGAGGCAAGGAAGAAUCGUUUACCCCGUUACCUGGUGCCAGAAAAGAAGCCGAAAGAAUCGGUGAAAUUCUUAAAGUCAAGCCAAUAACGGGGUCAGAAGCUACCAAGGAGACCAUUUUACAGAAGCUAGAGGAGGGCGUAUCUGUCAUUCACUUUGCUGCACAUGGUAGCGAAAAGGGGCAGAUUCUCCUUGCCCCAUCACCGUCGGCAGCAGCAGGGGAAAGGAUCCCAGACGAAAAGGACUUUGUAUUGACAACCAAUGAAGCACAGCAGCGCGGUAUUCGAGCUCGACUCGUAGUCCUAAGCUGUUGUCAUAGUGGUCGCGGCGAGGUGAAAGCCGACGGACUCAUGGGGCUGAGUCGAGCAUUUCUUGCRGCUGGAGCUCAAGCUGUUGUAGCCUCUUUGUGGGCCAUCGAUGAUCAAGCUACCUUGCUCUUUAUGUCUAGGUUUUAUUUCCAUUUGAAGAGUGGGAAGAGUGCGAGUACAAGUUUGCAUCAAAGUAUGAAGGAGCUGAGAGAAUCGAAUGGCAGGUAUAGUGAGCCGAUGUACUGGGCGCCUUUCUUUCUUAUUGGAGAUGAUGUCACCUUAAAGUUUUAAUCCUAUAGACAUGUCRAAAUCUGAGGCAAUAACUCUGGAAAUAUAGGGGACACCAUUUAUGUUCGAACACAUGUUAAAUCUAGCAAAGCCACGGAAGCUUUUUCUUCAGAGAUAGCAUCAUUGUAUCACUUAACUCAAAACAUCCAUUGCAUUUUCCAGAGCUAUAUUGAUAAGAAGCCAAACCUUUACUUUGAAGACUAGAAAUACUGAGAUUGAAGUGUUAGCUAGCAUUUUCAACAGUAAUGUGAUUUUGAAAAGAAACUUUAUCUGAUUAACCAAUUUUAAGGAUCACCUUUUUGGAAGACAUUCGUUAAAAAAAUAUUCAAUUGGCCGUACUAGACGUACUAUAUCAGUGAAAUGUUAAAAACAAAUAAAGAGCGCCAGUCAAGAUCUUCUGGUCGCUUGAGUCACAUUAAUUACAUAUGCCCUGGCUAUAGAUUGGAAUCUGAAGGAGGAAGAUCCUUUUCUGUAACAGUACCUAAAUUAUGGAACUCGCUUCCUGUCGAUAUAUAAACAGCAACCUGCUAUGCCACAGCCUUUCAUAACAACUUGUUAAAGGGACACUGUCAAUGGAUGACAUGCGCDAGYAARCUUGAAAACACUAGGCUAG